This is a messenger RNA of Fusarium fujikuroi IMI 58289, 1002 nucleotides long. RefSeq lists its product as uncharacterized. Bases 1 to 1002 code for a protein of 333 amino acids. NCBI's taxonomy places the organism in Eukaryota, Fungi, Ascomycota, Sordariomycetes, Hypocreales, Nectriaceae. The transcript is spliced from 4 exons. The record is from RefSeq and is a predicted model, not a curated record.
AUGAGACUGUCUCUACCUUUCAUUGCGCUCUGCGCAGCACCGGCCGUUAUUGGUUUUGUUAUCCCAUUGGGGAUCAACCAUAAGGACCACGAUCACCAUGAUCCCGACCUGGUCAAGCACCACCACAAGCACCACGAUCAUAAGCACAAGCAUCUUCAUCCCCAUGAGCAUAUCCACGUCACCAAGCACAAGCAUCCCGAAAAGCCUUGCCCUAUCCUCACUGAGGAGAAGACCUGCAAGCUCUUUCACUAUGCCACCAAGGACGUUGAGGAGCUCAUUCAUGCUGCGCAGACCUAUGACUGUGGCAAUGAGGCGGAGUGCUGGCAUAAAAUUGUUCACAAGAUCUACAGCCUUGAGUAUGGGCUAGAUGCCUUUGACAAGUACGUGGACAGCACCACUCUCAAGAGAUGCUUGACCUGUGGAAACGACUCUCCUGUCGUUGGCUGCUUCCUUCACUAUGCCGAUGCUCUGAUCCGCCUUCUGAAGCUCCUGCGGCACCAAACCAAGACUCUUGAUGGAGAGGUUGAACGACCCGUCCUCACUGCCAUCAACAGUCUUCGUGUUUCCAAUUAUGCGUUGGUCUAUGAGAUCGGUCGCCGUAUUGAGUGCAAGAAGAGCCUCAAGAUCAUCAUGUCCAAGCAGGGAGCCAACGAUGGCACCACCAAGGGCAGUGUCCAGGCUGCCUUUGCGAAGUUCCCUUACACUCCCCUGAUCACAGGCGAGAAAUUCGAGAACGGAGUCGCGCUGGACAAGACCGAUGGCAAGGGUGACUCCGAGGGAGACGGAGAGAAUAAGCACAAGAAGGUGCACAAGCACUACCACAACCAUCACCACGGGCACAAGCAUGGGCACAAGCACGGUCACGGACAUGGCCACCUCCACGAACACGGUCACCUCCACGGACAUAAGCACGGGCACAAGCACGAGAAUGAGCAUCACGAUGAGCACAAGCACGAGGAUAAGGAUCCUGAGCACGAGCAUGAGUAUGAUCAUCACCACUAG